AUGCCAGAACUUCCCGAAGUAGAGAAUUUUCGACAGCUCCUAUUACCAUUAGUUUCAGAAACAACAGCACUUCAGCUUACUCGUGGAAGCCUUGAGAAGCAGCCACCUCGCAACUUCCUCUCGGAUGACGAGAUUCAAAAGAUCAAUAAGGGGAAAUACUGUGUCUCUGCUGCCAGGCGGAAAGGGAAACAGUUGUGUCUGCUUUUAAAGAAUAAAUCCUCCACAUCUUAUCUAUUUGUUCACAUGGGGAUGACUGGACGUAUUGCGACUCAAGGGAAUAUUCCGAAACUGAAAGAACUAUCUGCAAAAGCAGAGUAUCCACCACCAUCGACAUAUCUUUCCUUUUCCGCUGGGGACUACGAGGUGUCAUUUUCGGAUCCUCGAAAGUUCGGACACGUGCUCCUGAAAGAAAGUAUGGAAGAGUUUGAAGAACUAGCACCAGAUGCAUUGAAUGAAGCAGUCGGCAAACGAACAUGGAUUUUGGCCAAGCUAUCGGAUCAAUCAAUCGGAAUCAAGGCACUCAUUCUGGAUCAAAAGCGAUGUGUGAGUGGUGUUGGAAACUGGGUUGCAGAUGAAGUCCUUUAUCAGAUUCAAAUGCACCCAGAUCAAGCCUAUCUGACUACAGACGAAGCCGCAAAUCUUUUGGAUACCUUGUUGAAUAUUUUACAAUUUGCGGUGAAAGCUCUAAAAGAAAACAAAGAAUUUCCCUACGAAUGGCUAUUUCAUUAUCGAUGGAACAAAAAAAAGCCUACAAAAGAUCAAAAGGGGCGCUCGGUGACAUAUCUUACUUCAGGUGGUCGAACAUCCGCUAUUGUCGCAUCCAUCCAAAAGAAAAUAUCACGGAAACGCACAAUAGUUUAUAAACAGAAGCAAGGGAAAGAUAAGGAAGCUCGCAGUAGUGAAUCGAUAAAGAAAGAGGCCACAGCCAAAGAGAAAGGACCCAAUAAAACAACUGACAAAAUUUCUAAGAAGAAAGGAGGAUCCACCAAGCGAAAGUCGAGUCAGGUAGUAGCAGUAGCAGAAGAAAGAAGCCAAGAAACUAACCUUCGAAGGAGCUCUCGUUUGAGAGCAACAUGA
Messenger RNA from Cylindrotheca closterium, 1077 nucleotides. NCBI's taxonomy places the organism in Eukaryota, Bacillariophyta, Bacillariophyceae, Bacillariales, Bacillariaceae. The record is from the annotation of a GenBank genome assembly.